Molecule: messenger RNA, 4295 nt
Organism: Aplysia californica (California sea hare)
Lineage: Eukaryota; Metazoa; Mollusca; Gastropoda; Aplysiida; Aplysiidae
Exons: 4
Coding region: 180-2762 (860 amino acids)
Biological process (GO): protein deubiquitination
Cellular component (GO): cytoplasm
Molecular function (GO): cysteine-type deubiquitinase activity
Source: RefSeq, a predicted model, not a curated record
UUUAGCUACAUGACCUAUAUUUCAUACAAGUUGUUUAGCCGCCAUUUUGGCCCAAAUUCAAACAACCGGUCUUGUCUGUGUCAGAGACAUUCAAGGAAAUGUAAAAUAAUGGUUAAAAUACUUAAUUUUAUUCCCAGAGAUCAUUUGACGAGCUGUUGACAGCUCUUUGGGGAAUAAAGAUGGCGAUCGUUGGCUGGAUGUACGCCGCUUUCUAUUACAUAGGAUUGGAAUUUGUGGCAUUUGUUUUGGUCGAUGUGAUUGUGAAAGCUCCGUUGCGAGAUGCGACGAACGAGCAGGAAAAGCGAACCAUUUGGUUGUACGAGUCUGUGGGUCUGAGCGUGCUAUGCCUGCUACUCUACUCCCUGCACCAUGUACCCUACCUGCUCCUCCUGCUGACGGGGGUGACCUUUGUGUACACGCAGCUGCUGGGGCGCACAGGCCUGGCCAAUGUCGUGGCCAACCUGCGAGCACACUGGGAGAACCACUUACAGCACGAGGAGAACAUGAAGCAGAUCGAACGACAGAAACAGCAGCAACAACAGCUGCAGCAGCAGGCUCUUGGCAUGGCAGGCCUCAACCACAACACCGUCGCCGAGCUCAACACGUUCAACGGGCACAACCAGCAGCAAGGCUACGGCUUCAACUUCCCCUUCUUCAACAAACAGGGCAGCCUGCACUACCCGCCCAACGCGACGGUCGUGCCGGGACAGGACAGGCCCACCUACUCCAUGAGCCCGACCUCUGCGUCGUAUCAUGACGCCGUCAAACAGAGCCGGGGGCUGUACCACCACAGCGGCGGUGGCGCCACCUGUGGUCAGAUCAGCCAGAACUGGAAUAACGUGAACAGUGUUCCCCCCUUGGAGAGCCACCAGUACAUCCCAUCCGCCGCGACCACCAUGGGCCGCAGUCAGUACGACAGUGGCGUCUCCUCUCUUCACCACAGCUCAGACCUGGCGGCGGACAGGCGUAGCGUUCUGCCUACAGCCAAUCUGCAGCGCCGAUCUCUCAGACCAAACGUGGGUGGCAAGUUGUUGCCUCGCCCUCUCCCAUCAUCCUCCUCCAUUAAAUCGAAAUUUAUGAACGUCAUGGGGUUCGGUCCUUCUGUUCCCAAGCCAGUGGGCCUUGUGAACAAUGGUCAGAACAUGUGUUUUAUCAACUCUGUGGUCCAGUGUUUAGCCCGCGGACCAUUCCUAGUGGAGUGCCUAACGGCAGACGCUGCCAAAGAACUUGAAUGUACAGUCGCCGAGUCAGAACUCUUGUCCUCUUUGGCUGAACUGUUAGACAUUUUAACUGUGGACCCUUCGUGUUCAGACUACAAAACAUUCAACGCGUCGAGAUUUCGUAAAGCCACGUCGGUGUUGAACCCCAGCCUCGUCACACCUCCGGGCGAGCCAAUGAGGCAGCAGGAUGCUGCUGAGUUUCUCAUGUGGCUCCUGGCCACAGUGCACACAAUCCUGAACAAAAAUCGACAAGCUCUUGAAUGUGAUCCGUCCAACCUGUCGAAUGAAGACAGAUUCUCAAGCCCGUGGUUGGCAAAACUCAAGCUGAUCUAUGGAGAUCUCAAUGCCCAUCGCAUCAAGGAGCUGAAAGAUCAGUGCAGGAGAGAGAUUGCGGUGGCGAACGGACUGGAGAACGAAUCGUACGCAGAGGCCAUCCAACGACUGUCAGACCUGGAGUGGCUGACACACAAACAGUCAAACGACACAGUGGUGGACGGACUAUUCACAGGCCAGCUGGUGGAGGCCUACCACAGCCUGGGGGCGGGGCACAUCUCAGUCAAUCUGCAGACGUUUAACGUGCUGCCUGUGCCCAUGUCAGCGCCGCGGCAAGCCUCGGGUCUGGUCAUGCUGGAGGACUGCUUCACCACCUUCUGUAACAUCGAGAACCUCUGUGAGGUCAUGGCGCAGCCUGCCUCUAUGGCAGCUGGCAGUAUGGAGCAAGGUGACGUGAAUUCGGCCGGUUCGCCGCCUUUGGUGAAUAUCUCGAAUAUGCCGCGUAGGAGGAAUGUGGGUGGGGUGCUCGGAGGGUUGGGGGGUAGCUCGGGAACACCGGUGACCAGAAAGUCGCUCCGCUUGUUGCAGCAUCAGCAGGAGCCGUCUCCCAUCAUCCACCAGGCUGUCUCCCCAUCGGUCGCGGGCUACAACGCACCCUCCAGCCUCCCCCAUCCUCUUAACAUUCCCUUCUCUCCGGUUGUUACGUUGUCGCUGGGGCAACAACAGCAGCAACACCUCAAUGAGCGACUCUCAGACAUAACAACGACUACCGCAGCCACCUUCAGAACGUCGACUCCAAUCGGAGCAGGAGGGAGCGAGGCCUCAUGUGGCGUCCCCGCUCACCCCACCAGCAGACUCCAGCGGCGGUGCUUGCUGCGACAACUCCCAGAAUGUCUCAUCAUCCAGUUGAUGCGUUUCCGCUUCGACCAGGUCACAAAAACACCCACAAAAGUCAACACAUCCGUCAGCAUCCGACUUCGGAGCUUCAACCUCCGGGACGUUAUCUACGACACGGUGACCCAGCGCAGCGACCUCACGGCCCAGUCCGGCGGCCAUGUUUACGAGCUGUACGGCUUGUGCCUCCACCUGGGGGCCAACAGUCUGUCCCAUGGUCACUAUGUCAGCUACACCCUGGACGCGGGGAAGUGGUACCGGAUGGACGACCAGGAUGUCCGCGAGGUCAACAUGGAGUACCAGUUGGGCACCGAGGAGAUCCGGCAGAAUGCUUACCUCCUUUUCUAUCGCAGGAUGAGUUCAGACAGUGUGUGAUACUCCUCCCUCAUCCGUCGCGAUUAUAUCUCUGUGCGUCUGAUACUUUCUCCGAUACUCCCUAGAUACUGUUCAUUUCCCCUGCCAACUCUACCACAUAUGGUAGAAUGAAUUGUACAUAUGUUAUGGUAUCAACUCUACCGUAUGGGGUAGUAUCUCCAGUAACAAUAUGAGAUGGUAUUGCCUGUACCAUACAUGGUAGUAUUGGCUGUAUGAUGGUAGUAUCAUCAGUAAGUGACAUAUUGUUGGACAGCUGUUGAAAUGUGCUAAGCUCAAAUUUUGAAACAUUUUUUGUUGCCAUUUCUUAAUCUCUGGUAUUGGUUACAGUGUGCUCAAGAAAUUUUUGGUCAAAAUUCAAUUUCUAAAUGUGGAAAUAAAAAGCAAGAAAAAUACAGAAUUCUGUAUACAACUGUUCAAGGAAUGAAACUGGUUUUUUUUUCUCUCCUGUAAAACUCUGCUUUUUUUAGCUUAAUGCAUUUUAACAGCAUACUGACGAUAUGUGUCUGGUGUUAACCGUAUCAAAAGGUUGUACUGUCGGUAAGUACCAUCAUGAGUGAUGGUAUGGACGAUACGAUAUAUGUGGUAGUAUCGGUGGUCAUCUUACCACAUAUGUGGCACGACGUCAACGUUUCCAUAUUUGAUGGUUUUGACCAUACCAUGCGUUGUGGUUUGGACCAUAUCAUAUGUGGUGGUAUCUGUAAAGAUGGGUCAGGGUGGUUGGAAUGUCUCCGGUCUCAGGAUGAGUUGUGACAUCUGUUGCUAUGGUGAUGCCGAUGACCACAGUGUGUGAAGGUUUACGUUUCACUGUCGACUUGAUGUAGUUUCUCUCCUCUGGAUGGACAAGAAUCUUGCAACUGUCUGUUGGUCAGUCUGUCUGUCUGUCUGUCUCUCUGUCUGUCUUGGUUUUCCCAUGCUCUAAAUGACUUUUAUUUUGUGUCAAGUGUUUGUUUUGACUCAAAACAAACGAAGGUGGACAAGAAAGGUAGCAGUUGCCGCUCUAUUCUUCAAGAGCCCUUCUUCUGGUGUAGAUAAUCUUGUUCUAUUCUUCAAGAGCCCUUCUUCUGUUGUAAGAUAGAGUUGUGAUAGUUUCUGGAGGCUCUUCACAUAACAACGGCAGAACAUAGUUGGUAGUUUGUAGGAUGCAACUGGUAGUAUACUUCUUUUCUUUUCCUUUUUUGUUACUGUCUGUUUGCUGUACUGUUUUUCUGCUUUAGAUGACUUUUUAAAAAAAUGAUGUCGAUUUAUUUCUCUUUAUUUGAACAAACAAAUUAGCCGGUAGAUAAAAGGGUAAAAGUAAAGUAUAACCCCUUAGUGGGCAACAUCCAGGUCAAGGUGGGGCUGCUGGUUUGUUUUACAGGAACAGGAAAUGGCAGACUGUUUCAAAUAUCGUCUCUAUAGGUUUUUUUCCUUCUGUCCCAGAGAACAGUUCGGAGUUGCUGGUGUAGUCACCAGUGUCUGUAUAUAUGCGAGGCAGCGUGGUGGAAUCAGGCUCUCGUCAAAUUUUGGGCAUGUAGAGUUAUUGGUAUCAUCUUA